AUGAUGGGGGUCAAAGUGACAUUAUUAAAACUAUACUCCUAUUUUCUCUACACUCUGCACAGGCUUGUCCAGCAUUUUCAUAGACCAUCAGAAGUCGUGUCAGCUCUAAAGAAGAAGAUGAGGGUUUUCUCAUAUCUCAACAGAGCUAUCAAUGGCUACCCUUCUUGCUCAAAGCUCUUACUUGUUUUCUCUGUCAGUUGUGGAGGUCUUGUGGCAUAUGCAGACUCACAAUCUGACAGUGGAAGACAUAGUGUCGAACCUAAUCAAAUAGAACCUAGGAAGAAGAGAGUAGUUGUGCUUGGAACAGGAUGGGCUGGUACCAGUUUCCUGAAGGAUUUGGAUGUUUCAUCAUACGAUGUUCAGGUGGUCUCCCCUCGGAAUUAUUUUGCAUUCACGCCUUUGUUGCCUAGUGUCACAUGUGGAACAGUUGAGGCACGAAGCAUUGUCGAGCCAGUUCGGAAACUAGUAAAGAAGAGAGGCGGAGACAUUCAUUUCUCAGAAGCAGAAUGCCUCGAGAUAGAUGCAGGAAACAAAAAAAUUUUAUGUCGUUCUAAUUUCAAUGAAAACUUAGUGGGAAAUAAUGAAUUCUUUCUGGAAUAUGACUAUUUAGUUAUUGCUGUAGGAUCACAAGUAAAUACUUUCAACACCCCUGGUGUCUUGGAGUAUUGUCAUUUUCUGAAGGAAAUAGAGGAUGCUCAAAGGAUCCGUGAAACUGUAAUAGAUUGUUUUGAAAAAGCUGUCCUUCCAGGGCAGAGUGAUGAAGAGAGAAUGACAAACCUCCAUUUUGUAAUAGUUGGUGGGGGUCCAACUGGUGUGGAAUUUGCUGCUGAGCUACAUGACUUUGUCCAUGAAGAUUUAGUUUACCUAUAUCCUACAGUUAAAGAUCUUGUGAAAAUAUCGGUCAUCCAAUCUGGAGAUCAUAUCUUGAACACGUUUGAUGAAAGAAUUAGCUCAUUUGCUGAACAAAAAUUCCAGAGAGAUGGUAUUGAUGUUCUAACAGGAUGCCGGGUUGUUAGUGUUUCUGAUAAAUUGAUCAACUUGAAAGUGAAAUCUACAGGAGUGGAUACUUCCAUUCCCCAUGGGAUGGUUUUGUGGUCAACUGGGGUUGGAACUCGCCCAGUUGUAAAGGAUUUAAUGCAACAAAUUGGCCAGGGUAAUAGACGAAUUCUGGCGACUGAUGAAUGGCUGAGAGUAAAGGGAUGUGAAGAUGUAUAUGCUCUUGGUGAUUGUGCCACCGUAGCUCAACGUAAAAUCAUGGAAGAUAUUCUCAGUAUAUUUAAGGCUGCGGACAAGGACAACUCUGGUACCCUAACUAUUGAAGAAUUCAAAGAUGUGGUUGAAGACAUUAUUAUUCGGUACCCCCAAGUGGAGCUCUACCUAAAAAGAAAGCAUUUGUUUGAUGUGAUGGAUCUACUCAAAGAUUCUUCUGGAAAUGAUAGAAAGGAAGUAGACAUUGAAGAGUUUAAACUAGCCCUUUGUCAGGUGGAUUCACAGGUGAAGAGUCUUCCUGCAACUGCUCAGGUUGCUGCUCAACAAGGUGCAUAUCUUUCUGGAUGCUUUAAUCAUAGAGAGCGCUGUAAAACUAAUCCAGAAGGUCCUCGCCGCUUUAGAGGUUCUGGGCGCCAUGAAUUUCGUCCCUUCCGGUAUAGGCAUCUCGGGCAAUUUGCUCCUUUGGGCGGAGAGCAGGCAGCAGCAGAACUGCCUGGUGACUGGGUUUCCCUUGGUCGCAGCACACAGUGGCUCUGGUAUUCCGUCUAUGCAAGCAAGCAAGUGAGCUGGCGUACUAGGGUUCUUGUGGUGUUUGAUUGGACAAAGAGAUUCAUUUUUGGAAGAGAUUCGAGCCGCAUUUGAGGCAAAAACUUGGUGGCUCUCAACUUAAAAAGAACACUGGUUCUCCAAUCCUGUGGUUUCUAAUUUGUGGGCUUAUUGUUCUGCCAGACUCUAGUUCUCCACUAGUGUUUGCUGUUUCUAAUGUAUAUAUUCUCUCUCUCUCUCAACAUGGGAUUCGAAAAAUAUGGCUGUUAUUUUGGACUAUGUGAUUACUUGAGCUCUUUGAUGGAAAAAAAAAUCUUUGUUUUUGUGUGCAAAUGUAUGUGCAUGGUCCUUUUUGGGUCUUCCUUUUGGUUAGACGACAGUAUUGAAGGAGUUAUCG
Ilex paraguariensis (yerba mate) is the source of this 2152-nucleotide messenger RNA. The record is from the annotation of a GenBank genome assembly. NCBI's taxonomy places the organism in Eukaryota, Viridiplantae, Streptophyta, Magnoliopsida, Aquifoliales, Aquifoliaceae.